CUACUUUUCUUUUUUAUGGAGCUUUUAAGGCGGCCCGAUGUGCCCCUGCAGCCCUACAAGCUCAGCUCGACGUUAAGCGCCACACUUAUUGGAGCGGUGCGCGUGCCCGGCCUCGACUUUCCCGGAGCGGGCGCGCGCUUCUACCGCCCUCAGGAAGGGAAGAGGAGGAGCGUCCGAUCGCGCAAUGGCGGACACGCAGUCGAUUUCGUCAUCUGCAAGUGCAACUUAGACUGCCGGGCAAGCGGGCACUUUCACUGCAUUCAGUGUGCCAAGACCCUGCUGCGGAAGCACACCCUGACGAACCACCUGAAACUUUGUUGGGAGAAGUGGCUUGUGGUGGAGCCCUUGUCUCCGAGUCACGAGGGCACUCUGCCCACCGGUGGCACACCGGCAUCCCCCUUGCCAGCUUCCCCCAAGCCCACGCUGCCCGCGAGGAGCCGACAUUCCGCUCUGUCGAGUAAGGAGAGUGUCCAGUGCCCACACUGCUUGGUGGCUUUAUACAGAAGAAACCUGCGGCUGCACAUUCAGCGCAAACAUCUGGACAGGCGGGUGAAGGACAUCACCCAGAGUUGCCACCUCCCCAGCGAGUGCCUUGAUGGGCACAAUGGCAUCUUUGCAGUUGGCAAGUCUUUUCAUGGCCCGUGUUCUCCUCUUCAUGUCAAAAGAAAGACCUGGGGCAGCGGACACCAGGUGGUGUGCGAGUCUGAGGAGUGCAGGAAGACGACAUCUUCUGCCCUGACCAUGGGUAUGAUGGCCUAUCAGUGUGACCACGUGCGCUCCGUCGAUUACUGCACAAGGACGGCGCCCCACGAGACGUUAGCCGUAGACACGCUGAAUGAAAUACUGGCCCUGGGGUGGAUCGAGGAAGGUGGCAAGGGCAAAUGCCUCGAGUACCAGGAGGUGGCGCGUAGUGCCAAUGCUCCACUGGCAGUCUAUGUCUCGAUUGCACGUCCAAGCCACAGGAAGUGCAUAUCGGUGUACGAGCCCUGCAUGGCACAGUUCAGCCGCCUAGGCAGAGUCUUUGUCAUUUAUGACAUGGGUAGUGCCUUGUGGCAGUGCCCGUGCUCCAAGCCUGCCAUGGCCUGCCCACACAAGGACAUAGCAAAGUGGCACCUGCUCCAGACUCAGCGCGAGCUCUUCGAGAGUGGCCAGGAUGGCGAGGGCAGAGGCUCCAUUUAUAGACUCAUCACCGAGGAGCACGACUACGUGUGACGGGCGGGUCACAUCUGCUGUGCCUGACAGCCCCCAGACGAGCGGGCACUGAUCUCAAGUCAAAGAUCUCCACUGAGAGGGGAGACGACGGGUGACUGGCAAAGAUUUGUUCUUGAAGUGAACGUCGAUCUGACGAGGCGGCCUUUCUGUGGCUCUUUGCACAAUUGGGUAUUUAAAUUUGAAUCUUGUGGUGCCCCCUUACACGUGCUGUGCGUUUGACUUUCAACUGCUGCUCUUUGUUCAAAAUAAAAUGUGCCAAAGCUGUUUAUCAAAAUGGAGUCUCGGUGUCGUGAAGUAGAUGUUGGUCAGACCCCUGGAUGUGUGACAAAACUGCUAGCUGUCACCUCUGUAGUGCCUUUGGGUCUGUCCGAUGGCACGUCGAGUGCACUUUGGAUGUGACUUCACACUGAAAAGACAGCCUUCAGGUGUCACCUUGUGGUCCUGCAUGUUCUCCCUGUGCUCUCCCCUCCCUUACCAUCCGAGCCCCUCUGCAGUCCAUUCUCACACCAGUGACAGGAGGCCCUUCAUGUCCUUUCAUUUCAUGAGCAGCCCCCCAUUUCUUCUAUGUGACAGGCCAGCCAGCAAGCCCCCUCUUAACAAAAUGGCGCCUUCUCUCUUCCAUUUCACCCUAAGCCCCCCCAAGUCCCUGUUUUGCUGUUAUUUAAACUUGAGCUCGAGGCUGAAGAGGCCGGUGCCCCCUAGCAGCGGUGCACAGACCAGCCGUUCUUAUGUUGGCGGCCCCUCGUUUCUUCUGCUGUGGUACUUGUAGUUCGCCCCCACUCGUGGGUCAUACAGCCAGCAACAAUAGGAUUAAUACGCCCGUCUGCCUGCCUUGUUGCAUUGUCUACAUCUACGGUCAACUGGCGCUUUAAGAUGUUCUUCUGGUGGUACCUGCUGUUACGUGCCUGGCACUGUGCUGCCAUAGUUAGGCUUUCUGUCUCUCCUUUUAGACCACAACUGCGAAGCCACUGCAUAGACGCCUGCUCUUCUUCUUCUUCUUCUUCUUCUUCUUUCAGCUGCUCCUGUUAGGAGUCGCCACAGCGGAUCAUCUUCUUCCUUAUCUUUCUGUCCUCGUCAUCUCGCUCUGUCACACUCGUCACCUGCAUGUCCUCUCUCACCACAUCCAUAAACCUCCUGUUAGGGCUUCCUCCUCUCCCCUUGGCUGUCAGCUCCAUCCUUAGCACCCUUCACUCAUUACACCCCUCACCUCUCUGACCCAACCUGCGCUCACCCUCUGAUGUCCUCAUUUCUAAUCUGUCUGUCCAUCCUUGGCACACCCGAUGCAAAUCUUUAACGCCUGCUGAUCGACAAAAUCGAUCUUUCCAAAGUCUCGAAAGAACUUAACAUGUAGUGGUUUGCUAUUAUUGUUAUUAUUAUUAUUCUCGC
Polypterus senegalus (gray bichir) is the source of this 2598-nucleotide messenger RNA. RefSeq lists its product as uncharacterized. The record is from RefSeq and is a predicted model, not a curated record. The transcript has 2 exons. Bases 16 to 1212 code for a protein of 398 amino acids. Lineage: Eukaryota; Metazoa; Chordata; Cladistia; Polypteriformes; Polypteridae.